AUGGGCCAGCAGACAUCGAGGAAGAGCGGAGAGUGUAGCUGCGGCUGCGGUGCCUGGGAGAGGCGUAGAGAGGGAGACUCGCCUAGUAGUGUACACAGAUACGUGAGCGCUGUCACGGACAGGUGGAGCGGGAGGGAGUGUGCGUGUCGCAGGAGACGGUGGAGGCGCCCCGCAUGUGUGUGCACCGCGUACAGACGAGUCAGCGACGCGUGCCACGAUGACAGACUGGCGGCCGUCCUUACAUUAGGAGCGAGGGAUCUGAGGAGGGAGCUGGACGCUAUAGUCAUUAACACAGAGGGAGACACUGGCAGAGAUCACGAGUCCACAACUGAAGUAUAUGUGCUGUCCGUGGGAACGAGGAGUGACGCGGAGUCCACGCCCGAGGGUCGAGCCACGGAGCUGGUGCAGGCCAGCGACCAGUCUAUAAGGAGGUUCCAGGUGGUGUGUGGCGGUGAGCUCCGCGCGCUGCUCCUCCGCGGCCCGCUGCCCCCGGCCCCCGUGCCGAACGUAGUACACACACACAGUCGACUACAAGCACUGUCUAGUGCCAGACCUGCAGGAGAUCACAGCUUGUUCAUUCUACUGGGGGAAAAUGGACCGCUAUGA
Danaus chrysippus (African queen) is the source of this 606-nucleotide messenger RNA. The record is from the annotation of a GenBank genome assembly. Lineage: Eukaryota; Metazoa; Arthropoda; Insecta; Lepidoptera; Nymphalidae.